Messenger RNA from Striga asiatica, 324 nucleotides. The record is from the annotation of a GenBank genome assembly. Lineage: Eukaryota; Viridiplantae; Streptophyta; Magnoliopsida; Lamiales; Orobanchaceae.
AUGUCAAUAAUUAGAUUGGGGCUAGGGUUUGUUGCGGUGCAAGGGCAAGAGGUGAUUCUGGAAUGGUCAUCAUCCAUGGAUUUUGAAGGCAGUAAGAAGGAAAGUGAGAAGAUGGCAUUAAGAUGGGGGCUGCAGAGAACCGUUGAGUUGGGAUGGAAAAAUGUCACAUGCACAGUUGCUGAUAUGAAGAUCAAAAUCCAGUGGGUGUCAAUGCUGAAACAAGAUUCUGAUAAUUUAGUUGUGGGUGAUGACAUUCCCAUUAGGGCUUUGCAGGGGAUGGUUGAUCCAUUCCCCUGGGUUUGUCACCUUCAUCUGUUGUUGUAA